AUGAACCUUUCCCUGCUCAAAUUUGAUGGCUGUAAUAUCUCCAUCCCCACUGUCUUUCAGAAGUCUAAGGUUGAGAUUCUAAGUAUCGAUACGACUACUGGACAUGUCGGAGUAGCUAUCAAGGGCCAAGCACUCGCACCAGUCCAUGGAGGGCCCUUCCCUGUUGGUGUAAACAGAAUCAAGAUUCUCAACGGCUACCUGUAUUUCACGAACACAGCUCAUCAGUCCUUUAAUCGACUCAAUAUCGAUGACAUGGGAAACAAACUUGGCAAUUUUGAGGUUCUUACCAAACUUGAAAAGGGUUACCCUUAUGCCCCAGAUGAUGUUACCAUGGACCGACAUGGAAACGCCAACGAAGGAAAGACUUUGUAUGUUGUUACCUCUGGACAGAACAACCUGGCAGUCUCUGGUGGACAGGUAGUGGAGGUCAAGCUGUAA
This is a messenger RNA of Fusarium subglutinans, 438 nucleotides long. RefSeq lists its product as uncharacterized. The record is from RefSeq and is a predicted model, not a curated record. The coding region runs from base 1 to 438 and encodes 145 amino acids. The transcript has 3 exons. Lineage: Eukaryota; Fungi; Ascomycota; Sordariomycetes; Hypocreales; Nectriaceae.